Lytechinus pictus (painted urchin) is the source of this 2325-nucleotide messenger RNA. RefSeq names its product D(2) dopamine receptor-like. Gene Ontology annotation, molecular function: G protein-coupled receptor activity. Gene Ontology annotation, biological process: adenylate cyclase-activating adrenergic receptor signaling pathway. Gene Ontology annotation, cellular component: plasma membrane. The record is from RefSeq and is a predicted model, not a curated record. The transcript has 2 exons. NCBI's taxonomy places the organism in Eukaryota, Metazoa, Echinodermata, Echinoidea, Temnopleuroida, Toxopneustidae. Bases 325 to 1590 code for a protein of 421 amino acids.
GAUACACCCAAGAGUUUCUCUUAAAACGUGAUGCAUUUUUUCCUGCAAUGUAUAAUCUUCUUGUCUGUGUGUCGAAGUGUGUUGGCCUGUUAAAGAUUUUCUUUCCGGAAUUUCAGAUCAAACGAGAAACGUUCUGUUAUUCAUUCUCCAUGGAUAGUUUACUUUAUUCGUCGUAUUACAGCAUAUUUUUGACAUCAGUAGACUAGACAAGCUGUUUAGGUGCCAAAUUCAACAGUUGAGAGCCGUGGAACAACUUCGGAAGGAAAAAAAACGUCCAUAGGGGAAGUAUAUAUUGAGUAACAGAGUGUGGAGGGGAAUCUCAACAUGACAACAUCAACGACCUCAUGGGCGCUUCUAAGUGAUCCUUCAAGAAGCAACAUGUCGGACGUCAAUGACAGGGACCCGAAGCCGAUGGGACUUGACUCGCCAGAUUGCGUACUGGCGACGGUGUCCGGGAUACUGGUUGUCAUCAUGGCACUCGCCAACCUAAUCAAUGUGCCUUACUUUGUCAAAGGGGAUGGUACGUGCCUAAAGCCUGUUACCUUCUACAUCAUAGGUCUCAUGAUUGUCAAUCUCGGCAUCGCCUCAGUGUGUCAGACGAUGAUGACGGUAAUCGUGUACCUGGGACGAUGGCCGUUCAGCUACAUCAGCUGUAGCAUCUUUGACUUCCUUCGCCUUGUCCUCGAAAAUACAGGAGUCUGGCUUAUGGUGCUGAUCAGUCUCGAUAAACUACAGCUUCUUUGCUACGACUACCCUCGAUAUGUACGAGUCAAAAGAAAACGAAGGAUCGUAUUUGAGGUCGUAAUGACUUUUGUGACCCCAAUGUUGUUUCAUCUCGGGGGCUACAGUUUGUGGAUUCUGACGACGACAUCGGAAGAGCGUGCCGAUGAUCACAGCCCUGAUUGCCAAGACAUCCCCGCCGAAGUGGACAUUCCUUUUGUUGUGAUUGGUGCGACGAUCAACAUAUUCAUUCCCGGCCUCGCGAUAAUGGUCAUGAAUUCUGUAGUGUUUUAUAAGAUCAAGCAGCGGUUGAAGAAGCGAAGAAAGGUUGGGAAUGGACCACUGCCAAAUGCAGGACAAAUGGGACAGAUCCACAGAACUGACCCGUCCUCUUCACAUUCAUCCAAAAUACAACAUCGACAUACAAACAUUUUAGAGAAUCGGGCUGAAAUGCAAGCGUCGACAACAAAAAAUACGGUCGUAACGACUUCAUGGUUGUCAGCAGAUAAAGCCACAGAUCAUGCAGAUCAGUCAGAAGUAGCGAAUUCUGACAAAAGGAACAAUGUCUUGGCUAAGAAGAAUUAUCUGGAUACCGAAUAUCGGCGGUAUAUCCGUCCUGCCGUCACACUUGCAGGCCUUGUUGCCACAUUUUCAAUUUGUUGGUUUCCUUUAGCCAUCUACCACAUCUAUGUCCACGUGUUUUGUCCAUCUUGCUUCAACGUGAAGACGCAAAUAUGGCUCAGAUGCUUGAUGUAUGCCAACAGUGCCCUAAAUCCAUUCAUUUACAUCUCCACCAACCGACAGAUCAGAAAGUUUCACGGGAAAAUGUUCCGAAAAGUAAUGUCACGGUGGACCUUGUUCUGGGAGUGACAACUUGCAUGAAAGGUUUCUCGAAAUGAAAGAGAAAUGACAAUGAUAUAAUGUAUUGGUGUAUCGCUUGUAUCCCAGUCAAAAUGCAAUAUAACAGUCUAGCUACAGUUUGCUUUGAGCUAUUGAGCUAGGAUUGAGGAUAAAUCAAUCAUUUUUUACGAUAAGCGGAAUUUGCAGGUGAAUCGUUUGUAUCCCAAUUGAAACUUAAGAGGAUACAAUUCAACUCCCACAUUUAACUCACAUUAUGAACUAUCAUCAUGAUUAGGCCUACUAAUUCCGAACAGAACGUUGUCGACUGAGACGUGAAACUGUUCUGCUAUGGUCAUAUGGAUUAAAAUCAAGUUUUAAAGUCAGUACCUAAUUGUCUGUCGUUGUGAGUUAAAAGUCUUAGAAUAUACAUAAUUGUAACAAUUUGAAUGAGGAAAGACCAUUUAUAGGACUGCCCGCCGUACUUCAUUUCACUUUUUUUCUAAUAAAGAAUAAUCAUGCAUAAUUAAAGGAGAAGUUCGCCCUGACGAAAAGUUUGUUAUAAAAAUAGCAGAAAAAAUGAUUAAAAAAUGUUAUUGAAGGUUUGCGGAAAAUAUAUUAACGAUUAAAGAAAUUAUUAGAAUUUUAAGUUUUUUAUUUGUGACGUCAUAUACGAGCAGUUGCCCUUACAUAUGCGUUAUGUAAUAGAAAAUGCAUACAUUUCAUUUUUUUAAUGGUUCAUGAUGACUAAUAAUUUUCUUCUUUUAG